AUUGUCACUCAUUCGUGUUCUCCCCAUGCGUCCUGUACUACCCUUUAGCUUGCUACGCACGUGGACAGGUACAUUUACCAAACACACGUUCAUACAGCUAACUGAUCUAUCAGCUGUCAAACGCAGGAACAUGGCGGUCCCAAACUCCAAGACAGAAUUCAAAAUACCGAACUCUGCCAAAGGGGAAUUCGUCAGGAAUAAGUCAGUCUUCCGCGAGUGGAUUACCGCUGAUGGAUCGUCUGGGUACAAGUCGGAGUCGGGGAGAUAUCACCUGUACGUGAGCCUAGCUUGUCCCUGGGCUCAUCGUACUCUGAUCGUCAGAAAACUCAAAGGGUUGGAACAGGCCAUCUCAUACGAUGUAGUAGACUGGUUCCUUGACGGAGAAGGUUGGUCUUUAACGGACAAGAAGCCUAACUGCACGUUGGACACAGUCAACGGUUGUUCACGCAUGCGGGAUAUAUACUUAAAAGCCAACCCAGAUUAUGCCAACCGGAUCACCGUUCCCGUCCUGUGGGAUAAACAAAAGAAAACAAUUGUAAACAACGAGUCAAGCGAGAUUAUCCGGAUGUUAAACUCAGAAUUCAAUGAUUUCUGUGCCAGUGAGAAACAACGGAAGUUAGAUUGUUACCCAGAAUCCCUCCGGAAGGAAAUCGAUGAAGUAAACGAGUGGAUAUAUCCGAUGAUCAACAAUGGUGUGUACAGGAGCGGUUUUGCCACAUCUCAGGAAGCCUAUGACGUAGCAGUGCGCGAGGUGUUCAAGGGUCUUGAUAGGGUUGAAGAUAUUUUGUCUAAAAACCGCUACCUCACUGGAAGUAACCUGACAGAAGCGGAUGUCCGCCUUUUCACAACCCUUAUACGGUUUGAUAUGGUCUACGUAGGACAUUUUAAGUGUAACAAGAAACGGAUUGUGGACUACCCAAAUUUGUGGGGAUACCUAAGGGACGUGUACCAGAUCCCGGGGGUCGCUGACACCGUAAACAUCGAACAUAUUACUAAACAUUACAUGGGAAGUCAUGCAAUGAUCAACCCCACACGAAUCAUAUCCAUUGGACCAGACAUCGACUUUACCACUCCUCAUGGCAGGGAGACCAUGUGAUACUUACGUAUCAAGUAUCGUGUUUGGAACGUUUUUAUGACCACGUGACACAAUAAUCAAAACACAACGGUGACAUUAAAUUUCAUAAUGUAAACGGAUAUUUCUCUAAAUUGUUGAAAAUUUGUAGAUAUAGGAAGACUUUUUUUCCUAACAUACUACAGCAUUGUAACAGAUGGUUUGCGUGAAUGUUCUAACUGUAAACAUAUUUUUCUUGCUUAGCAAUCCAACAUGGCGGUACACAGUAAUCAAAAUGUGGAGUUGCAAAUGAACAUUCAGAAUUUGAAAAAAACACGCGGACGUCAUUGAAACGUCUUAUAUGUUGUAUAUUAUAUUGUGAGUGAAAAAAUUACUAUUCUAAAAGAUUUUGUUAUGUUUUGUUUAGAAUGCAAUUUAAAUAUCUGAAAAUAUCUUAAUUUGAAUUAAUAUGUGUACAAUGUUUUAUCAAAAUAAAUAAUUUGGUUGACAUGUUCUAAGAUAAGUAACUGAUGCUGACAUCCCGUUACCACCUCAACUCCUUUUGUGAGGAAGGCUAACAUAAACAGUCCAAUGAUCAAUUGCAUUUGCUUCUUUCACGUGCAGCUUCGUACAGUAUUCAACUGAGAUGUUAAUUUAGUAAUUCUCCACGCCUUCCUGGCAACUUCAUGCUACCAUAUAGAUAGUUUCUCAUUUUAAAUAUCUGUUAGCAUUUAACAAGGCAUACACAUGUGGUAUAAAUCACUUAUUGCUUAAUUUGUGAAUGAAAAUGGUCAACAGAAAACAAUGUGAUGAUAAAAUAAAGGUGAGGUCAUUUUCCCCCCAUAUGAUGAUUACUAUAAACUACCAGAUGACAGGUUUAACAUUUUAACUAUCAUUUUAAAAGAAGUAGUAUAACUGUAAUUCUAUGAACAACCGGUGAACAGUGUUGUAAAGAAGGAACUUAUCAGAUUGGUUUUUCUAUUCCAUAGUAUUACGUAUAUAAUGUAUUUCAAGAAGCUUUUCGUUUAUUUGUCAUGCUGUUGAAUUUUGCAGAGGGACUUUGUACACCAUUUAACUAUUAAACUAUAAAAUUGA
Mizuhopecten yessoensis (Yesso scallop) is the source of this 2146-nucleotide messenger RNA. Its product is annotated as glutathionyl-hydroquinone reductase YqjG-like. The record is from RefSeq and is a predicted model, not a curated record. Gene Ontology annotation, cellular component: cytoplasm. The transcript has 9 exons. Lineage: Eukaryota; Metazoa; Mollusca; Bivalvia; Pectinida; Pectinidae. Gene Ontology annotation, molecular function: glutathione transferase activity. Bases 26 to 1096 code for a protein of 356 amino acids.